UACAAAAUGCAGCAUAAAAUUCUAAAUUCGAACAUUCGAAACAUUUCAAAAGCUUUCAACGUAUAACCUCCAAUAUUCAUAGAUUAUUUAACGUGUACACGGUGGCAGAGAAAUCUGGCAUUUGGUAUGCAAAACUUAAUACCAUCAAUUUCUCCACAAAUUUGUGACUUCGAAUAUUUAAAAAAGCGGGUUGAACGACAGCGUGAUACGAUUUUACGAAACAAAAGAGAAUUACAUUUUACGUCACUCUUUGACCGAAAAAUCGCGAGCAAUUCGUGAAACGUCGCAACCAGCAAGAUUUCACUAUUUUUGACAGGAGACAUCGGCUGGUUUUCACGCUUUUACCGGGGAAAAAAGUAUUCGGAAAAUGGACGUAACGCUUCAGAAACACGACGCUAAACACAUAUACAAAGUGCCGGAAGGCUUGCGAGAAUUGUGCGCCGACAUAUCUCGCGAGGUUCUUCGUUUGCAGCCGGCCAACCUGUACGCUUUUAUCGCCGAAUACGUGGACACGCUUCUCAUCACGCGCGAAAACACGAAAAUCGCGGUCAAAGUCGUAAACAACAUUCUGCUCGGUAGCCAGGCAAUUCUGAGCAUACUUUACAGUAGUGGUUUCACUUUGGAGCAGAUCGCUGUCGCGGCUCCACGAAUUCAAGUAAAUUUCAUUAUCGCGUGCAACCACGCUAAUCGAUGCCCUGUACGAUACUUUUGUGUGCCAUUCUUCUUUUCUGUUGUUCCGCAGAGAGCAUUCCGCGAGUUCUUGGACGCGGUUGACACGCAACCGGUGCAAAUAUGCGAAGAUUACUCCUUGGACGACCAAUCCAUGAUGUCGAUACGAAGCAUCCUGGAAGCCACAGGAGCCACACGCGAAGACGCAGAACGAGCCGCGACAGUCAUACAAGUUCAUAUCCGUAAACGACUAUAAAAUAUACUUUCCCGACAAAAUGAAA
Molecule: messenger RNA, 950 nt
Organism: Megachile rotundata (alfalfa leafcutting bee)
Lineage: Eukaryota; Metazoa; Arthropoda; Insecta; Hymenoptera; Megachilidae
Molecular function (GO): protein binding
Source: RefSeq, a predicted model, not a curated record